Messenger RNA from Ochotona curzoniae (black-lipped pika), 511 nucleotides. RefSeq names its product early nodulin-20-like. The record is from RefSeq and is a predicted model, not a curated record. The transcript is spliced from 7 exons. The coding region runs from base 1 to 363 and encodes 120 amino acids. Lineage: Eukaryota; Metazoa; Chordata; Mammalia; Lagomorpha; Ochotonidae.
AUGAAUUUGCUUUGUUCUUCCACAGAACCGAGCUUGCAGAGUCCCGGACCUGCUGCCGAACCACAGUCAGAACCGAGCUUGCAGAGUCCCGGACCUGCUGCCGAACCACAGUCAGAACCGAGCUUGCAGAGUCCCGGACCUGCUGCCGAACCACAGUCAGAACCGAGCUUGCAGAGUCCCGGACCUGCUGCCGAACCACAGUCAGAACCGAGCUUGCAGAGUCCCGGACCUGCUGCCGAACCACAGUCAGAACCGAGCUUGCAGAGUCCCGGACCUGCUGCCGAACCACAGUCAGAACCGAGCUUGCAGAGUCCCGGACCUGCUGCCGAACCACAGUCAGGUAUGGAGAAGGAGCUAUGCUAGGUCCUGGGAGUCGAUGGGAACAUGAGCUUGGUACAAGCCCAUAUGGCUUCUGUCCUCGGUGCUCUGAGUUUCAGCAGGGUGGCAAGGGUGUGGUGACUUAGCAUCUGUCUCAUGGUCUGUCCCAUCUGGAGACACAGCUACGUCAUGU